This is a messenger RNA of Cadophora gregata, 1434 nucleotides long. RefSeq lists its product as uncharacterized. The transcript has 3 exons. Gene Ontology annotation, molecular function: sphingosine N-acyltransferase activity. Bases 1 to 1434 code for a protein of 477 amino acids. Gene Ontology annotation, cellular component: membrane. The record is from RefSeq and is a predicted model, not a curated record. Lineage: Eukaryota; Fungi; Ascomycota; Leotiomycetes; Helotiales; Ploettnerulaceae. Gene Ontology annotation, biological process: ceramide biosynthetic process.
AUGACUGCCACAGAGGCUUUCCCGCUCUUGUCUACCGACGACAAAUUGGCGCCCCUGGGAGGACACAACAGCCCCGAAAAGCCGCGGAUUCGAAGACGGUCAAGUGGACUUGGGGGAGAGAUCAGAGCUGGGGACACAGGUUCGCCAGCGUUAGCAACCUUAGACGUGAGACCGCCGUCUCCCGGAGCCAUUAAAGCGCAAAAAGAGUCAGACCGCAAAAAACCAUUCUCCAAACGACGGAAAGCGAAAACCCUCUUCCAGCAAUGGAAACGAUAUGCGCUGAAGCACACCUGGGUCACCCCACUGGUGCUCCUUUCAAUAUUCCUCAUCCUCUAUGCGAUUAACCCUACCGAGACGAAUCCUAUCCAUCACUUCAUCUUUCUGUCAUAUCCUCUCCCUCCAGAUCCGAAUGACCCACCAGGAACUCCGACACAAUAUGGAAAGGGCCGCUGGGAUUUUGCUUUCGUAUCUUUCUAUGUUAUUGUCCUCUCCUUCACUAGAGAGUUCAUCAUGCAGAAGUUCUUGCGACCUAUGGCCAAAAACAGUGGGCUGAAAAGCAGGGCAAAACAAUCCCGCUUUAUGGAACAGAUGUACACAGCCAUCUACUUUGGGCUUCUGGGGCCCUGCGGACUGUUUGUUAUGAGCCGCACACCACUUUGGUACUUCAACACAACUGCGAUGUACGAGCUAUUUCCACACAAGCAUCAUGAGGCUUACUUCAAGUUCUACUACCUCUUCCAAGCCGCAUACUGGGCCCAACAAGCUAUUGUGCUCAUGCUAGGAAUGGAGAAACCAAGAAAGGACUACAAUGAAUUGGUUGGACACCACGUAGUGUCCUUGUCCUUGAUCUUCUUGAGCUACCGAUUCCAUUUUACAUACAUGGGUUUGGGAGUUUUUAUUACCCACGAUAUCAGUGAUUUCUUCCUCGCUACCUCCAAAACUCUCAACUACCUGGACCACCCGCUCGUUGGACCCUAUUUCGGAUUCUUCGUUUGCGCCUGGAUCUAUCUUCGACACUACCUGAACCUUCGCAUUCUCUGGUCUGAAUUUAAUGAAUUCAAGACCGUUGGGCCCUAUGGUCUGAACUGGGAAACCGAGCAAUACAAGUGCGACUUGUCCUUCUAUAUCUCCACAGCUCUUCUAGCCAGUCUUCAGGGCUUGAAUUUGUUCUGGCUAUACUAUAUCUUACGAAUCGCCUGGCGCUUUGUAUUCCUCAAAACGGCAGAGGACGAUCGCAGCGACAACGACGAGAACGAGUUCCAAGAAGAGCAGAGACUGGAUGCUCUCGCCCGCCAGCGCAAAGAGCAGCCAUCGAGCCCCAAGUUGUUGGUUAAUGGACAAGCAGUGAGCAGCAAUGGAAACGGAAAGACCUCCGCAACUGAGAUCCGUACAAACAGCAUAACGAACCGGAAGGAGAAUGUCAGGAAGGCUUAA